AUGUCCGCACCCUCAGGCUCAACCGACAGCGACGGCUUCAUUGUGCCUCCCCCACCAGCCAAGAGACAGCUGAAACCCACAAGCUCAGUACCGACAACCACAGAAUUCUACGGCGAGAAACAUGGUAUAUCGGCGGAUUUGCAGGCAGCUCUGCAGAGUGUAGGAAGGAGGGGGAGACAGAACGUAGCAAUGGGUCAUGCAACCCAUCGUGCAUUCGAGCGAACUCAAUCUGUCCCAUCACACGUUCUCUCCUCAUCCGCACUGCCAAACGCAGGAUUCACCACAGCCUUAGAUGCAAUGUCGCACGCUCAUGGAAUUAUUAGCAAAGAAGCCUUGCGCUCAAGAGAGCUGCAACCAUUCUACUCGGGUGGAUCGGAUGAGAACAAGAAUGUGGAUGGUCUGUCACUAUCACCAAGAGGACGGAAUAGGCGAUUGAAGUUCAAUGAGGACGGUGAAGUUGAAGAAGAAGUCGAGGAACCCCUUUUCCCUUCUUCCAAAUCAGCUGGGCAAACAAGAGAAGCUACUCAUCUUACGGCGGCUAGGAAGAGGAGAUCAUCGCCUGCUGAACCGACCAGUGAUACUGAGACUGAGACUGGAGACGAAGACGGAGAUACCCCUUCCUUCGCACCGAUUUCGACAUUCACAAGUAACGCAUCGGACUUCCCAUCAGUAUUCAAAUCACCAGCGAUGACUCAGCCAGAGCUGUUCGGUCCGACAGGCUCAACAUCCAAGGCUUUCCCAAGUGCUUUCAAGGGUGUGAAUGCGAGGGAACUACGAGGAUUGCCAGGUGCAAGGAAGUUGGGCUUUGGAAAAGCCAUGUCUGCUCCUGUAGGAAGUUUGGGGGGUUGGGGAAUGGACGUUGAUAUGUCUUCUGGUGGAGAUGAGAAAGUUAAUGGGGGAGAUGAAGACGGGUUUGAUAUCAAGGAAUGGGCCGAGAAUGAGCAGUUUUAG
This is a messenger RNA of Kwoniella botswanensis, 951 nucleotides long. RefSeq lists its product as uncharacterized. The transcript has 2 exons. The coding region runs from base 1 to 951 and encodes 316 amino acids. The record is from RefSeq and is a predicted model, not a curated record. NCBI's taxonomy places the organism in Eukaryota, Fungi, Basidiomycota, Tremellomycetes, Tremellales, Cryptococcaceae.